GCCUUGGGAGAAGCAACACGGGCCGAUCACUGGCUGUUCUGCCUCCUCGAUCACAAGCCGCACGUCCAGCUCCGCCAGCGACUCUGAGCCCGACGGUCCUGCCGGAUUUACCGCUGAAACAAAGGGAAGGUCCGACCAGCCGCUCCAUCCUGGUGAAGGUCAGUGAUGGUCAGUGCUAGUUAGAGCCUGCAGCUGAGGAUGUCUGCUACGGAUUCGGACAACUCCAUUGACUGGCUGGCUAGUGACAAUGAGGAAAACGAGAGCGAACAGGAGUCUGACUGUACCAGAGAGCACAGCCAGACAGAUCCUUCUCCAUCCCCCAGCGCCUCUCCACACCUGGGCCCGUCUGACAGCAGCUGCCGCCGGAGCAGCGAGUUGAAGGAGGGCGACGGUAACUGGAGCGAGGUCAGGGAGGUCUCCAGCCGGGGAUCCCCCGACUGCAUGGAGAAAUGGGACAGAGGCACUGCCACUGGACUCUGUAAAAUGCAGCACGGAGAGAGAAUGAAUGGCAGAAGCACCCAGCAAGCACUGAAGAGAACUCACAGCUCCACGGAGGGGGAUCGUAAAGAACGGCAGCUCAUUUCCAACGUGUCAGAGAGAGACCGAAUUUUUAGCAGGAAGUGCAUGGAGCUACAAUGCUACAUUCAUCCGCUGUCGUCAAUCCUGAAUGGUCUUCGAUCAGGGAGAUACAGAGAAAGACUCAGCAGUUUCCAGGAGAGUGUGGCCAUGGACAGGAUUCAGAGGAUCAUGGGCGUCCUGCAGAACCCCUACAUGGGGGAAAAGUACAUUAAUAUAAUCCUUAAGAUGGAGGAAAUGCUGAAGAGCUGGUUCCCUAAUGUAAAACUCCAAGACCAACUCACUGCCACCCAGACAGAGGAAGCUGUUCCUACCAAGAAACUGAAGCUAUCUCCAGCGACCACCACUGCAGCAGCGACCCCCGUCAUCGUCAGCGAGCCUCCAGCCGGCACCAAAGCCCUGAGAGUCACCGACCUCACUCCUCCUGGAGCCUACUCCGCCAAUAACCUGAAGUGGCUCCACACGUCACCCAUCUGCUCCCCCACAGCAGAGCAGGCCCAGGCUGGUCCCAGGCACCUGCUGUCCCCCAGAGACAGAGACCUAACGCAGGACAGCGCUGUGUCCUCCAGCACGGACAGCCACACUAAGACAGACUCGGUGCCCAGAGGCCCUCCGCCGGGCAAAAUCAACGCGCCCUGUCUAGAGAGGCUCCUUAAAUCAACAGACAGCAUCAUCACACGCAAGGGGACAGGCGGCUUGAUGGACAGCAGCUGGUCCUAGUCCACGCAGAGGGGCUGGCCGUCCAGCUUAGCCUCGCCUUGCCCGACCCCGCCGGGAGCCAGUUCAGCUCGCUUAGCUCAUUCCAGCCUUCAGGAGAGAUGAGAGCCUUCAAAAGGGAUGUCACAGAUUCCUCUGUAAUGUGGAAGGAGCGUCGACAAACACGUUCUACUCUCUGUUUGGCAAUGUGUCCUUUCUGACAUGACAAGUGUCUGCUUUAGUUCCCUUUUGUUGACUUAUCUUUGGUUUUAUCGUUUGCACUCUUGAAUAGCGUGUGUGAGAGUCGGAAGGAUAGAUUUUUACAUGCCGAGACAACCGGAGCAAGUGUUUUUCACAGCUGAAUUGUUCCCCACUGGCUUGUAGAUGUAAUAAUCCAGUUUGAGUAUCUGUGAAACAGCCAUCAUGCCUGAAAGGGAAAGAACUGCAGGAGAAGCUUGAUGCUGAGAGGGAGUACUUUUCAGAUGUCCAGACAUGUCAGUGGUCUACAUAUUGUUGUGCUGAAAAUGUGGGUGAAAUGUGAUGUUGCCCUCCUCCUCACUCCCUCCUCUCCAUCCCCUCUUCUCCAUCCCCUCCCUCCCUACCUCCCUCCCUCCAUGACUCCACUCUUAAGUUUAUUGAUGUGACUGUUACACAUUUGUAUUCUUUAUAAAUAAGUCUUUUUUUGGUACAACUGUUCUACCUCAGUGAGCACCACGUCGCGGUUGGUGAGUAGGAAUGUGAACACUAUGCUCAACGUCUGGACACCUCACCAGGUCUGCAGUGAGCCAAACGGCCUCUGACAGCGAGGUCCGCGGUGCAAGUCGCCCUGCUUGUGCAAACAGAGGAUGCUCUCUCCAUGGGGACGCUCUCGUGGCCUGACUGGUGCCAUUGUAAAGAAUGUCCACUGCAGAUUUCUUUCUCGAGUCUCCCUGUAGAAGGCAAACAGUGCCUGUAACGUCAAGCUGUGCCUGUAAGCCGGUUUAAUAAAGAGAGAGAACCGUUCAGAAUACCUGCUCCUCUGUGGGAUGUACAAAUCAGGAAUUCUCACUCUCCUGCCAUUUUCCUGUAUUGAGUAAAUUAUUCGGAUCUUGCCAACUACUUUCUGUGGUGGAGUAGAACAAUUGCUAUUUUAUUUUGCCACAGAACUGGACAGUAUGUUCGACCAGCAGAGAGGGACAAGGUAUUUGUCUGUGUAAAUCGUACAGAAAGGUUGUCAAUUUACCCUGAAAAGUGGCCUUUAUAGUGUGAAAUUUUAUACUUUCAAAAUAAAUGUGGUUAUAUUUGUUUGAUGCAAAAUGA
Messenger RNA from Amphiprion ocellaris (clown anemonefish), 2571 nucleotides. Its product is annotated as circadian-associated transcriptional repressor. Gene Ontology annotation, biological process: negative regulation of DNA-templated transcription; circadian regulation of gene expression. NCBI's taxonomy places the organism in Eukaryota, Metazoa, Chordata, Actinopteri, Pomacentridae. The transcript has 6 exons. Bases 199 to 1296 code for a protein of 365 amino acids. Gene Ontology annotation, molecular function: RNA polymerase II cis-regulatory region sequence-specific DNA binding. The record is from RefSeq and is a predicted model, not a curated record. Gene Ontology annotation, cellular component: nucleus.